Molecule: messenger RNA, 752 nt
Organism: Suncus etruscus (white-toothed pygmy shrew)
Lineage: Eukaryota; Metazoa; Chordata; Mammalia; Eulipotyphla; Soricidae
Product: interleukin-1 receptor accessory protein-like
Exons: 5
Coding region: 174-752 (192 amino acids)
Source: RefSeq, a predicted model, not a curated record
GGGGCGCUGGGGGAGGAGCCCCCGAAAGGGGAAGAAGAAAGUGCAGCGCCAAGUAAGACGCUCGCGGGGGGAAAGGCUGGCCGGGCCGGGUCGCGCGUCCCCGGGUUGCUCGGCGCCCUGCGCACGGACCGCAGCGCUGCGGGGAGACCCCGACGCCCCAAGGGGAAGGAAGGAUGGGAUUUCUCUGGUGUUUAAUGAGUUUAUGCUUUUAUGGGAUCUUCCAAAGUGAUGCCUCAGAACGCUGCGAUGACUGGGGAUUGGAUACCACAAGGCAGAUGCAAGUGUUUGAAGAUGAGCCAGCUCGCAUCAAGUGCCCACUCUUUGAACACUUCUUAAAAUAUAACUACAGCACUGCCCAUUCUGCUGGUCUUACACUGAUCUGGUAUUGGACCAGGCAGGAUCGAGACCUGGAGGAGCCAAUUAACUUCCGUCUUCCUGAAAACCGCAUUAGUAAGGAGAAAGAUGUCCUUUGGUUCCGACCUACGCUCCUCAAUGACACAGGCAACUAUACCUGCAUGUUAAGGAAUACAACAUAUUGCAGCAAAGUUGCAUUUCCUCUGGAAGUCGUUCCAAAAGAUAACUGCUUCCGGUCUCCCAUGAGACUCCAAGUACAUAGACUGUUUCUGGAAUACGGUAUUCAAAGGAUCACUUGUCCAAAUGUAGAUGGAUAUUUCCCUUCCAGUGUAAAACCAAACAUCACUUGGUAUAUGGUAAGCAAAUUAAGAUAUUUUAAUUGGCCCACUCUCCUAUAG